Messenger RNA from Nematocida minor, 609 nucleotides. RefSeq lists its product as uncharacterized. The transcript has a single exon. The record is from RefSeq and is a predicted model, not a curated record. The coding region runs from base 1 to 609 and encodes 202 amino acids. Lineage: Eukaryota; Fungi; Microsporidia.
AUGAAGAAAUUAGGAGCUAGCAUUUUUCUGGGCAUCGUAUCCAUUGCUGCGGCAUACGGGCUUGAGACUAUUUUUGAAGAAAAUCAGCCAGGGUAUUUAUACAGCUUGGGAGGGCACGGGUAUGUAUUUAAUGCAGAGACAGCAGGAAUGCCUGGUGUCCACUCGGCUCUGGCGAUUACGCACACGCCAGAGUACGCUAUGUCCAUGAAGAUCAUCAGAAAAGUGUUUAGAGGCAUAACAUACAGCAUAAUGAUAGCAGACCCAGAAGCCUGCAAGAAUAUCCUAAGUGUCAAUGGCUCGUACUGUGUUUUCAAGUACACGCGAAUGAUGGGCGCAAGAACAGGGCUUAUUCUCGGCAAGGAAAAAGCCACAUUUGACAACUAUUUCAUGUUUUCUCCUCCAGUAACCAGAGACACAAACGCGUUCCAGAUAUACAACCAAGGAAAAUGUGUUACAGUGGAUCGCCACGGGGUUCUAGACCUGGCCGAGUGCAUAGAAGCCCCCACGCAGACCAGAGAGAAGCAGCUUUUCAGAUGGGUUAACAAAGAUUGGUAUGACAAGGGAAUGAGCGCAAAACAGUCGCACAAGUUUACUGGAAUUAAGAAUUAA